AUGGCUUUGUCGGAACUCUAUACGAAGUACAACAGAGUGUGGAUACCGGAUGCAGAGCAUGUCUGGAAGUCAGCAGAGAUCCUGAGAGACUUCAAACCUGGAGAAGAGGCUUUAGAACUGCAGCUUGAGGAUGGCACUGAGAUGGUGUACCCCCUGGACAAAUCCAGUCCUCAGCUCCCUCACCUCCGCAACCCUAAUAUCCUGGUGGGAUCGAAUGACCUGACAGCUCUAAGCUAUCUCCACGAACCUGCCGUACUACACAAUCUCAAAGUGCGCUUCGUGGAGUCCAACAUCAUCUACAGCUACUGUGGAAUCAUCCUGGUGGCUGUCAACCCAUACAAGCAGCUUCACAUCUAUGGAGAUGCAGUCAUUCAGGCGUACUCUGGACAGAACAUGGGAGCUAUGGACCCUCACAUAUUCGCUGUGGCAGAGGAGGCUUACAAACAGAUGGCCAGGAACAAUAAGAACCAGUCUGUUAUAGUGAGUGGUGAGUCUGGAGCGGGGAAGACUGUGUCUGCUAGGUAUGUCAUGAGGUACUUCGCUAUGGUCAGCAAGUCAGGCAGCAAAACACGUGUGGAAGACAAAGUUCUGGCAUCCAAUCCAAUAACUGAGGCUAUAGGAAAUGCCAAGACGACCAGGAACGACAACAGCAGUCGCUUUGGGAAGUACACAGAGAUCAGCUUCGACAGGAGAUAUCAGAUCAUCGGGGCCAACAUGAGGACGUAUCUCCUGGAGAAAUCUAGAGUGGUUUCCCAGUCAGAGAACGAGAGAAACUACCACAUCUUCUACCAGAUGUGUGCCUGUGCAGAGCAGUCUGAGUUCAAGAGCCUGAGAUUGUUGAGUGCAGAGGAGUUCAGGUACACCUGUAUGGGCGGGGAGACGGGUAUCGAGGGGGUGGACGACAGGAAGGACAUGGAAGAGACACGCAGGACCUUCUCGCUGUUGGGGUUAACGGAUGACUUCCAGUCGGAUGUGUUCAAGGUGCUGGCUGGGAUUCUACACCUGGGGAAUGUAGAGAUCAGAGACGUCGGAUCAGACAGAUCAUCAGUUAGUUCCAGUGAUCAACACCUAGCUGCUUUCUGUGACCUUCUCGGGGUCAGUCCUGAUGGUGUUACCCGUUGGCUAUGCCAUCGCAGGAUAGCCAUGGUGGCAGAGACGGUGGUGAAGCCGGUGCCCAGUGAACGGGCUGUGAGCGCCAGAGAUGCCCUCGCUAAGCAGAUCUAUGCCCACCUGUUCGACUGCGUCAUCCAGAAGAUCAAUGCAGCCCUGCAGGUGCCAGGGAAACAGCACUCCUUCAUAGGAGUACUGGACAUCUAUGGAUUUGAAACAUUUAACAUCAACAGUUUUGAACAGUUUUGCAUCAACUACGCCAACGAGAAGCUUCAGCAACAAUUCAACUUGCAUGUGUUCAAGCUGGAGCAGGACGAGUACAUGAAAGAGGAUAUUCCCUGGACUCUGAUAGACUUCUACGAUAACCAGCCGGUCAUUGACCUGAUUGAAGCUAAGAUGGGCAUCCUGGACCUGCUGGAUGAAGAAUGCCUGUUCCCCCAGGGUACAGAUCAGAACUGGCUUCAGAAGCUGUAUAACUACCUGGCUGACAACCCUCUGUUUGAGAAGCCCAGGAUGUCCAACAAGGCCUUCAUCAUUCAACACUUUGCUGACAAGGUAGAAUAUCAAUGCUGGGGUUUUCUAGAGAAGAACAGAGACACAUUGUAUGAAGAGCUGGUGGAUACCAUGAGAACCAGUAAGUUUCCUCUCCUGGCCAACUUCUUCCUGGAGGUGGAGCCAGAUGGGUUGGGCAGUAAAGGCAUCAAAGUGAGGCCUGCCCGGCCUCGGGUGAAAUCAGCCAAUAAGAACCACAGGACCACUGUGGGAGAGAAGUUCAGCAGUUCUCUGUACCUGCUGAUGGAGACUCUGAACGCCACCACCCCUCACUACGUACGCUGCAUCAAGCCCAACGAGGAAAAGAUGCCGUUUGAGUAUGACUCCAAGCGGGUGGUCCAGCAGCUGAGGGCGUGUGGAGUCCUGGAGACCAUUCACAUCAGCGCUCAGAGCUACCCUUCCAGGUGGACGUACAUAGAGUUCUACAGCCGGUACAGUAUACUGAUGAGUCAAGAGGAGCUGGGCCUCAACCACAAGAAACUGGCCUGUAAGACAGUGCUGCAGAGGCUAAUUCAGGACUCAGACCAGAACAAGUUUGGCCGGACCAAGAUCUUCUUCCGAGCGGGUCAGGUGGCCUACCUGGAGAAGCUUCGAUUGGACCGUCUCCGAAAGGCAUGUCUGACCAUCCAGAAGCACGUGAGGGGGUGGAGCCACAGGAGGAAGUUCCUUCGCAUGAGGGAGGCGGCUAUCGUCCUCCAACAGUACGUCCGUGGACAGCGGCAGAUAUGUAAAACGGUGACGGCUGCAGCGUUGAAGCAGGGCUGGGCUGCUGUGGUCAUUCAGAGGUACUGGAGAAGUUAUCUGACCCGACAGAUCUAUAGAAUGGUCCGUUUCUCCUCUAUCAUCAUCCAAGCCUUCACUAGAGGCUGGAUCGCCAGGAAACGCUACAAAAAGAUGGUGGAGGUGCAGAAAGCAAUAAUCUUACAGAAGUAUGCCCGGGCGUGGCUCGCCAGGAGACGCUUCCAGAGCCUGCGCCGCCUGGUACACAAUGUACAGCUCUCCUACAGGUGCCAGCAGCUCAGGAAGAAACUGGAAGAUCAGGCCAAAGAGAACCGUGGGCUGUUGGAGAGGCUGACAGGUCUGGCCGGUGCUCACGCCCAAGGUCUAGACAAGCUGCGCUGUCUGGAGGCCCAGCUGGGGAAAUCAGCCACUGAGAAGGCUUCGCUAGAGGAGCGAGAGAAGAAGAGCAAGGAGGAUGCCACGAAGACGAUAGCUCAGCUUCAAGAGGAAAAAGACAAAUUAAUCGUUGAAAAGCAGAACUUGGAAAAAAAGUGUGCAGAUUCAGCAACAGAGAUGAAAGGUAAGAGGGAGGACAUGAUGGCUCAGAUUAAGGAGGACCAUGAGAAGGAGGUGAAGCUGCAGAAGGAGGACCAUGAGAAGGAGGUGAAGCUGCAGAAGGAGGACCAUGAGAAGGAGGUGGAGGUUCUGAGGGAGGAGAACAGGAGGCUGAAGGAGGAGAGAGUUGGCCUACAGAGACAGACAGAGGAGGAGGCGCAGGUCAACACUGAUCUACAGGACCAGGUCAUACAGCUUACCAAGCACGUCAAGGUGAUACCCGAGUUACGUAAAGAUCUUCACAACCUGCAGACCCAGAGAGAUGAUCUGGGCAGGAAGAUGAAGAAGCAGUCAGAACAGGCCAGAGCCAAGAUGAGUGUGAUCACAAGACAACUUCUAUGUGGCAUGGUUGAAGAGGAGGUCAUUUCCAGGUUGACCUCCGACAGUCCAGACCAGAUCUAUGAAGUUGGGGAUUUGUUGACUGCAUUUGAUGGACUGCAGAACGCUACCAGAGUGCUGGAGAGACACCAGCAGGAACAGAAGGAGGGUUAUGACAGCCAGAUGGAGGGGCUGAGGUUCAAGGUGGAACACCUGCAGAACCAAAACAAUCAGCUGCAGAAACUGUUCCAGGAGAAAACAUCUGUCAACGACAGCAUCAGCCGGGAGGUGGCCAGGCUCAACACUGAAAACAUGGUCAUACCUGAGCUGAAGAAGCAGCUGUCAGAACUACGACAACAUAAACAGGAGCUGGAAGUUCAACUGGAGGAGCAGGCCAGAAAGAUGACCGGUAGAUACAAGGUGGAGAAGGUGAAGGAGGAGGUGGAGAGAGAGAAGGAGGAGGUGGAGAGAGAGAAGGAAGAGGUGGAGAAGGUGAAGGAGGAGGCGGAGAGAGAGAAGGAAGAGGUGGAGAGGAAGAAGGAGGAGAUGGAGGAAGUGCUCAGGAAACAGAAGAACAUAGAGAGCGAGGCCAAGGCCAGAUUCAGUCAGGAGGCAUCACGACUCACUGCAGAGAACAUGGACUUUGAAGAGCAGCUCGACAUGAAGGACAGGUUGAUAAGGAAGCUACAAAACCAAAUCAAGAGCCUUCAAACAUCCGAGGAAGCCAAUCAAACACCAGCGCCCACUAUUACCAACGAAUACCUUGGCAUGUUGGAGUACAAGAGGGAGGAUGAAGCCAAGCUCAUUCAAUACGUCAUUCUGGACCUGAAACCCAGAGGGGUAAUGGUUAACAUGAUCCCCGGCAUGGCUGCUCAGCUUCUCUUCAUGUGUGUCCGUCACGCUGACUACCUUAACGACGGAGCCAAGCUCAAGUCUCUCAUGAACGCCAUCAUCAGUGGGGUUAAAAAGGUCAUCACGGAUCACCAAGAAGACUUUGAGUUGCUAUCGUUCUGGCUGUCCAACACGUAUCACAUGCUCAGCUGCCUGAAGCAGUACAGUGGAGAAGAGGAGUUUAUGAAACAGAACACUCCACGUCAGAAUAAGAACUGCUUGCAGAACUUUGACUUGUCUGAACACAGACAGAUCUUCAGUGAUCUGGCCAUCCGUAUCUACCACCAGUUUAUAUCUGUCAUGGAGAACAAUCUUAUACCCAUGAUCGUUCCUGGUAUGCUGGAGCAUGACAGUCUCCAGGACACGUCUAGUAUGACGCCUACAGGUUCCCGUAAGCGUUCCAGCAGCAUCUAUGAGGACCAGGAGGUCUGCACCAUCUACUCUCUCCUCCAGCAGCUCAGUCUGUACCACAGCACUAUGAGUCAGCACGGCAUGGAGGAGGGGCUGGUUAGACAGGCUGUGAAACAGACCUUCUUCCUGGUGGGCGCGGACACACUCAACAACAUCCUGCUACGCAAAGACAUGUGCUCCUGUAGGAAGGGCAUGCAGAUCAGGUCUAACAUCAGUUACCUUGAGGCGUGGCUAAAGGAGAAGGAACUAGUGCAGGGUACCAUGGCUACUCUGAAGCCUCUGUCUCAGGCUGCCUGGCUGCUGCAGGUCAACAAGACCACUGAUGACGACAUCAAAGACAUCACAGAGCAUUGCUCAGAACUCAGCCCUGUACAGAUUGUCAAGAUUUUGAACUCUUACACGCCCACUGAUGAUUUUGAGAAAAGGGUGGCACCGUCAUUCAUCCGCAAAGUUCAGGGCUUGCUCCAAGACCGUGAGGGCGGAUCCUCCCAGCUGAUGCUGGAUACCCAGUAUCGUUUCCAGGUCACCUUUCCCUUCACCCCGUCCUCUCAGGCCCUGGAGCUACUGCAGAUACCAUCCAGCCUCAAACUGGGCUUCCUCACCAGGAUCUAA
Molecule: messenger RNA, 5229 nt
Organism: Salvelinus namaycush (lake trout)
Lineage: Eukaryota; Metazoa; Chordata; Actinopteri; Salmoniformes; Salmonidae
Product: unconventional myosin-Vc-like
Exons: 38
Coding region: 1-5229 (1742 amino acids)
Biological process (GO): vesicle transport along actin filament; actin filament organization
Cellular component (GO): vesicle; cytoplasm; myosin complex
Molecular function (GO): microfilament motor activity; actin filament binding; ATP binding
Source: RefSeq, a predicted model, not a curated record